AUGGAGGUUCUUCAUGCAAAUGGUCGGGUAAAGCUCGGACGAGCUCAAUAUUCCUCGGGUCUCAGCGCAUGCGCUGCGGCAAACCAAUGGCAACUGGCCCUGAACCUCUUCCACUCCAUGCCAGGAGCCCAUGUCGUAGCUGAUGUCAUCAGCUACAGUGCUACAAUCAGCUCCUUUGAGAAAGCCGGCCAGUGGCAAAUGGCGCUGGAACUUUUCAAUGCCAUGCCCAGCGCGACUCUAACGCCAGACGUCAUCAUCUACAACACCACCAUCAGUUCUUGUGAGAAAGGUGGUCAAUGGCAGCUAGCACUACAUCUGUUCCACACCUUACCCACAGCAAAGCUCACCCCCGAUGUCAUCACCUACAACGCUGCCAUUAGCUCCUGUGAGAAGAAGGGUCAGUGGCAGCUGGCCCUCCAUCUCUUCCACACCAUGCCAUCAGCCUCGAUUGCUCCCAGCAUUGUCAGCUACAGCGCUGCCAUCAGCUCCUGCGAGGGAGAUGGACAAUGGCCACUGGCCUUGGAACUUUUCCGCUCGAUCGCCGAG
Messenger RNA from Symbiodinium sp. CCMP2456, 546 nucleotides. The record is from the annotation of a GenBank genome assembly. Lineage: Eukaryota; Dinophyceae; Suessiales; Symbiodiniaceae.